Amphiprion ocellaris (clown anemonefish) is the source of this 2083-nucleotide messenger RNA. RefSeq names its product glucose-dependent insulinotropic receptor. The record is from RefSeq and is a predicted model, not a curated record. Gene Ontology annotation, cellular component: membrane. Lineage: Eukaryota; Metazoa; Chordata; Actinopteri; Pomacentridae. Gene Ontology annotation, molecular function: G protein-coupled receptor activity; phosphatidylcholine binding. The transcript has 2 exons. Gene Ontology annotation, biological process: G protein-coupled receptor signaling pathway. Bases 904 to 2076 code for a protein of 390 amino acids.
AGGCAUCAAAUUGAGACACAAUUCUGUAAAAUACGACGUUAUUCUUACAUUCUAUUUAAAAAUACACAUAAUUAUCCGUUUGUGUGGAGAUAGUUUAUAGAAUAUAAUUUAUUCAAGUUUAUACUGUAAUUUAACGUAUUCUUAUUUUGUAAUUUGACAAAACAGUAAAAAUCCGUAAAAUAACUCCUUCCCGUCACAAAAUAUUGAGUAACAUUCAUUUUUUUACAAAUCAGUUUGGGGGUUUUUUUUAAAUGAAUUUUUGAUAGAAGUAAGACAUGUGACGUCUUUAGGAGAUGAAACUCUGAUGGCAGCAGUCAGAGUGAGCUGGACUUGUGAAGUUAUUUUUUUAUUACCGGUUUUCUUCUCCAACAUGUCAGCUCUGCUUCACACCCGAACCCUUCCUCAGCUGGACUCUUAGAUUUAUUUCAUCUCCAACAUCUACUAUCUGACCGGACCAUCCAACACCGAGCUUUCAGUCGUCAGUUUUUAAAAACAUCAAAAAAACUUUCCCACAGUCCUUGAACUCCUCAUCAGUGAGGCUCAGUUCCACCAGAAGACAUCCAGAAAUCUUGAAUCCUGAUGUGAACCUGUUAACGUUCACAUCUCAGAUCCUCUCUGAGGGAUUUUCACCAGCUGGGACCUAAAAAUGGUCAACAGGCCGUCAAAACCCUGAAACUCCAAAACUGUUGUGUUAACUCUGCAGAUUUCCCGUUUUCCCUUAUUUUGUAUUUUGGCAGUGCCGUUUGUUUUUUUUUUUAAAUGAAUUUUUGGUAGAAGUGACACGUGAUGUCUUCAGGAGAAGAAACUCUGAUGGCAGCAGAGUGAGUUGGACUGGUGAAUUUAUUUUUUUUAUUACUGGUUUUCUUCACCAACAUCUAUCUAACCGGACCAUCCAACACCAUCAUGGGCUCCCACCACCUGUCCAACCAGGAGGUGAGGCCUCAGGUGAUGGGUCUGAUCCUGAUGGUGGCCUCCUGCCUCAUCGUCUCCACCAACCUGCUGGUGGCAGCUGCUCUAUUCAAACUGCUGCUGAAGAAGAGUAGCCAGAGCUGGUGCUUCGUCCUCAACCUGGCGCUGGCCGACACCCUGGUGGGCCUGGCCAUCACCGGCCUGGCCACCGAGGACUUCACCAGCAACGCCUCCCACAACCGCCCCGUGGGCCCCGAGGGCCCAGACGACCUCCUGGCCAACGCCACGCCGGCCGCUCAGGGGAAGACGGAGUGUUUGAUCCGCAUGGCCUUCGUGGCAUCGCCCUGCACAGCCUCCAUCCUGUCCAUGUUCCUGAUCUCGCUGGACCGAUACGCCGCCAUCAAGAUGCCGCUGCACUACUCCCUGCUGUCUGGGAGGGGAACUGCAGCCGUCUUCCUCCUGGCGCUGUGGAUCACCGCUGUCAUCGUGGGAUUUUCACCAGUCAUGAUCCAGCCGCUGCAGGCCGAUGAAACCUACGACGGCUUCUGCGCCUUCUUCUCCGUCAUUGACAAAGUGGGCAUCAUCGUGUUGUUCAGCUCCUGCUUCUUCCCCGUGCUCUGCUUGUUCAUCUACAUCUACCUGGACAUCCUGAAGAUCGCCUGCAGCCACGAGAAGCGGAUCUGCAGAGUCUGGCAGGCCAGCUCCAGGAUGGAAGACCUCCACCAGCAGCAGCAGCAGCAUCUGAGGAGCUGCUACUGGAGCCACGUCAAGGCCCUGAGGACGGUGGCGCUGCUGGUGGGCUCCUUCUUCUUCCUCUGGUGCCCCUUCUUCGUGGUUUGCAUCGUGCACGUGGUGUGCACGAGCUGCGAGCUGAAGACGCUGCUGGAGAACCACCUGUGGCUGCUGGGUCUGUCCAACUCCCUGAUCAACCCGCUGGUCUAUGCCUUCUGGCAGCGGGAGGUUCGUCUGCAGCUGCUCUCCAUGUUCUCCGGCAUUAAGGGCCGCUUGGUGACUGCAGGACCUCCAGGAGCUGCAGAAAGAUGCGACUCGCAGCCUCCGGUGCAGACUCAGGCCUGCGUUUCUGCAGGAGAUACCCACAAUCCUUCACUGCUGACGGCCAGCUCUGAGGUCCACGCUGUGCCACUCUCCGCUACGACCGGCUUGUGACAGAAAC